Eubalaena glacialis (North Atlantic right whale) is the source of this 978-nucleotide messenger RNA. RefSeq names its product forkhead box B1 (gene FOXB1). The transcript has a single exon. The coding region runs from base 1 to 978 and encodes 325 amino acids. The record is from RefSeq and is a predicted model, not a curated record. NCBI's taxonomy places the organism in Eukaryota, Metazoa, Chordata, Mammalia, Artiodactyla, Balaenidae. Gene Ontology annotation, molecular function: RNA polymerase II cis-regulatory region sequence-specific DNA binding; DNA-binding transcription factor activity, RNA polymerase II-specific. Gene Ontology annotation, biological process: anatomical structure morphogenesis; cell differentiation; regulation of transcription by RNA polymerase II.
AUGCCUCGGCCCGGCCGCAACACGUACAGCGACCAGAAGCCGCCCUACUCGUAUAUCUCGCUGACCGCCAUGGCCAUCCAGAGCUCGCCCGAAAAGAUGCUGCCCUUGAGCGAGAUCUACAAGUUCAUCAUGGACCGCUUCCCCUACUACCGGGAGAACACGCAGCGCUGGCAGAACAGCCUGCGCCACAACCUUUCCUUCAACGACUGCUUCAUCAAGAUACCGCGGCGGCCAGACCAGCCCGGCAAGGGCAGCUUCUGGGCGCUGCACCCCAGCUGCGGGGACAUGUUCGAGAACGGCAGCUUCCUGAGGCGCCGCAAGCGCUUCAAGGUGCUCAAGUCGGACCACCUGGCGCCCAGCAAGCCCGCUGACGCGGCGCAGUACCUGCAGCAGCAGGCCAAGCUGCGCCUCAGCGCGCUGGCGGCCUCGGGCACGCACCUGCCGCAGAUGCCCGCCGCCGCCUACAACCUGGGCGGCGUGGCGCAGCCCUCGGGCUUCAAGCAUCCCUUCGCCAUCGAGAAUAUCAUCGCGCGCGAGUACAAGAUGCCUGGGGGACUGGCCUUCUCCGCCAUGCAGCCCGUGCCCGCCGCCUACCCGCUCCCCAACCAGUUGACUACCAUGGGCAGCUCGCUGGGUACUGGCUGGCCACACGUGUACGGUUCGGCAGGCAUGAUCGAUUCGGCCACCCCCAUCUCCAUGGCCAGUGGCGAUUACAGCGCCUACGGCGUGCCGUUGAAGCCUCUGUGCCACGCAGCGGGCCAGACGCUGCCCGCCAUCCCCGUGCCCAUUAAGCCCACGCCGGCCGCAGUGCCCGCGCUGCCCGCGCUGCCUGCGCCCAUCCCCACCCUGCUCUCGAACUCGCCGCCCUCGCUCAGCCCCACGUCCUCUCAAACAGCCACCAGCCAAAGCAGCCCCGCCACUCCCAGCGAAACGCUCACCAGCCCGGCCUCCGCCUUGCACUCAGUGGCGGUGCACUGA